AUGGAUACAAUAGACGCAUCGUCUUGUGCUCGUGAAGAAAUUUCAACAGAAACAAUCAUUCAAAAUAAUAUUGCAAUUCGAAAUUUGCAAUUAGAUGAUUUAGUUUAUUUGGAGAAGGAUUUGGAUUUCUAUGAAAAGGUGUCAUUAAUGUUUUUGUUGUGUGCUAAUGACCGAAAUCAAUACAAAGUAAUUUUGCCACAGCUAUUGGUGCUAUCGUUUGAUAAGUCGAAGGAAACCGACCUUUUAAGAACAUGGGCCAAGGAUAUUGGGGCUGAUUGGAAGAAUAAUCUACUCGAAGCGAUUUGCUUAAUUCAGGUAAAAUGCGUCGUUCACAAACUAGGGCUGGACUAUUCCGAAUUGCAACAACGUUUUCUCCCAACAAACCAUUACACUGCGUCACACAUUCAUGUGAUUGUCAAGGUGCUCUAUUAUGUUUGCGAACAAUUGACAGUAGGACAAAGCAAAAAACUCAUUGAUUCUAUGCAACAAAAGUACCCGAGUAUUCGGAAUUUUAUUUACUCAGACAAUGGGGAAUGUUUGGAAAUUUAUCUGAUGAAUUGGCUGUGGGAAAAUUUAAUCGACAUUGGACAAACUAACAGCUCGUUACAUGACCAAGCUAGUAAUUUGCCGUGCAAUUUAGUGCCGAUCAUCCAAUGGCUGAAAGAGAAUGAAUUCGAUUCACUCAAAGACAUCGUUAAGAAUGUCACAAAGCAAUUCAAUGGCAAAAUGCAAACCGAUGACAAACAAGCGACAACCGUUGAAGAAACAUCACGACCAUUCGACAGUCUACGUUUGUCGUCAGUGCCCGAGUCAAAAACGGUCUAUCAAAUUCGAAAGGCAUCGGCUGGAAUUAUAUUGAUUAUAAACCAAAAAAGCUUCCAUUUCGAUACAAAUCCAGCGUUCAAAGAAUUUUUACCGAAACGUCGAUUGGAAACACGUCAUGGUACCGAUCGUGAUGCUGAGGCUUUACAGUAUGUUUUCAGACGCUUUGGCUAUGAAACACGCAUAAAAACCAAUCGUUUGCAUACGGAGAUUCUGAAUGAUGUUCGAGACACUAUCAACGAAAGCAUCGAAUACGAUUCAGUUAUCAUUUGUGUGCUGUCGCACGGGUACAAGGGUAUUGUUUACGGUGCAAACAGCGUGCCAGUUAAAAUAGAGGACAUUGAAAAGCUAAUCAUAUCGGAUCGAUUGAUCGGAAAGCCGAAAAUACUUGUGGUUCAAGCGUGUCAAGGAGAAGAGACGCAAAGAGCUAAAGAGAUUGAUUAUCUCAGCCAUGACGGUCCAUCGAAUACAUUUCCGGUAUAUAGUGACUUUUUGACUUGUGUGUCAACGGUUCCGGGAUUCACAUCGAUUCGUCACACCCAGGAUGGAUCCUGGUUCAUACAGACGCUAUGCGAUAAACUACGGCAGUUUGCUGAUCAAAAACAUUUUGUCGACAUUUUAACGGUGGUAAUUCGUGAGGUGUUGAACAAACGUGGUAGAGAUAAUCAAUGUAUGGUUCCAAUAUUCCAUUCAACCCUACGGCUUGAUCUCUAUUUCCCGAGCGCCAGUUGAAAGCGAGUCUGUACAUUCCAUUGGCAUUUAUCAAAUGCCUCCGAAUAAGUUUGUGAUCGAAAUAGUUAAGCUAUGUAGCUAAAAAUAAAGUGUUUUGGCAUUUUUUUCGCGAUAAAUCAAUUUUUGCUCGUUUUAAUUACAUGAUUGAAAGACAAAUUUGCAUAAAUCGAUUGGAUAAAUUAAUAAAUAAUUGCUCUAA
Messenger RNA from Sitodiplosis mosellana (orange wheat blossom midge), 1753 nucleotides. RefSeq names its product caspase-8. Bases 1 to 1554 code for a protein of 517 amino acids. The transcript is spliced from 5 exons. Gene Ontology annotation, cellular component: cytoplasm. The record is from RefSeq and is a predicted model, not a curated record. Gene Ontology annotation, biological process: apoptotic process; proteolysis; execution phase of apoptosis. NCBI's taxonomy places the organism in Eukaryota, Metazoa, Arthropoda, Insecta, Diptera, Cecidomyiidae.